This is a messenger RNA of Cicer arietinum (chickpea), 1147 nucleotides long. RefSeq lists its product as uncharacterized. Lineage: Eukaryota; Viridiplantae; Streptophyta; Magnoliopsida; Fabales; Fabaceae. Gene Ontology annotation, cellular component: lysosome. Gene Ontology annotation, biological process: sphingolipid metabolic process. The record is from RefSeq and is a predicted model, not a curated record.
AUUGUCAAGUACAACUAUUCAAUUUCAAAAUAUAAUUUGGGUAAUUUAUUCCAUUGCCACCGUUUCCAUUUUCUUCUUCUCCAACCCAUUCAUUAGUUGCACCAGACGCAGAUUUCCAACACAUUGCCCUACCUCCUCACCAAAAGAGACUAUGGAGGGCAAAAUAGGGCUUUUAUUUAUGAUUGUGUUGGUUUCUGCUUGGGCUUGUGAUGCAAGAGAGCUAGCAAACCCUGAAUUAAACAUAACAUCAGAUGUGUGUUCACUUUGUGAGGAAUAUACUACUAAGGCACUUAAUUAUAUAAAAGAUAACAACACUCAGGCAGAAAUCAUUGAUGGCCUUCACAAUACUUGCUAUCAGCUUCUGUCUUUCAAGAAGCAGUGCAUUGAGUUGGUGGAUUAUUAUGCUCCACUUUUCUUCUCAAAAAUAGCUCUAAUUAAGCCUGGAGAACUCUGCGAGAAGUUCAACCUUUGUGAGUCUGCAAAGGCUUCUUCACAAGUUCAAGGAAAUAGCUGUGGCCUUUGCAAAGACGCUGUUGCAGCAUUAUUGGUUGAGUUGAACGAUCCUGACACUAAGCUAGAGAUAAUGGAGAAACUACUGAAGGCAUGCAAAUCUUUGGAGAAGUAUGCAAAGGAGUGCAAGAAGAUCGUUUUCGAGUAUGGACCUUUGAUUCUAAUCAAUGCAGAGAAAUUCCUAAAGACAGCAGAUAUAUGCACCACAUUACAUGCCUGCCCUGCUUCCAUUGUUAUUAGCCAGGAAGCUACAAUCAUGGAAGAAAUACCAAUGCUUUCUGACUCUUAAUCAUGGGAAAACAACAUAGUGCUCAAGGCUUUAGUUGUACUGCUACUAUAUGUACAUUAAAAAAAUCCAUUUGAUUGUACCUAAAAAUGUCCUUGCUGAAAAAGAUCAACUGUCAUUGAUUGUCAAAGUUUGUAAUUCUGGAAUGCCAAAUUGAUAUUAUAUGUAUUUUUCCAUUGUGAAAGCGGGGAAAAUGUUUCUUUGUGAAAUUAUGAAUUUCCAAAUGCUCUAUAGAAACUGUUUUUUUGCCUCACAUGUAUGCAAAGAGAAUGUUCUUGCUCAUGUGGGGCAAACAUGUAUUUUUGUUUAUAUCCUUAAAUUAAUGGUUUAGUUGAAUUAUGUUUGCUGAGA